ACUAAUGAGAUUGUGGCCAUCAAGAUCCUGAAGAACCAUCCGUCAUAUGCACGUCAGGGACAGAUCGAGGUGAGCAUAUUGAACCGGCUCAGCGCGGAGAAUGCUGACGAGUUCAACUUCGUCCGCUCCUACGAGUGUUUCCAGCAAAAGGGCCACACGUGCUUGGUGUUUGAAAUGCUCGAGCAGAACCUUUACGACUUCCUGAAGCACAGUAAGUUCAGCCCACUGCCCCUGAGGCACAUCCGCCCCAUCCUGCAGCAGGUGGCCACGGCCCUGAUGAAGCUGAAGAGCCUGGGUCUCAUCCACGCCGAUCUGAAGCCUGAGAACAUCAUGCUGGUGGACCCCAUCCGGCAGCCCUACAGAGUAAAAGUCAUCGACUUCGGGUCAGCCAGUCACGUCUCCAAAGCCGUCUGCUCGACUUACCUCCAGUCUCGCUACUACAGAGCCCCUGAGAUCAUCCUUGGUCUGCCGUUCUGUGAAGCCAUUGACAUGUGGUCACUGGGCUGUGUGAUUGCAGAGCUCUUUCUGGGCUGGCCGCUAUAUCCAGGAGCUUCAGAAUAUGACCAGAUUCGGUACAUUUCUCAAACACAGGGAUUGCCUCCUGAGUAUCUCUUGAGUGCUGGCACAAAGACAAGCCGCUUCUUCAACAGAGGACCAGACUCCAGCUACCCACUGUGGAGAUUAAAAACCCCAUCUGAGCAUGAGGCCGAAAUGGGCAUCAAGUCAAAAGAAGCGAGAAAAUACAUCUUCAAUUGUUUAGACGACAUGAUGCAGGUCAAUCUGCCUACUCAUUUAGAAGGGACGGACAUGUUGGCGGAGAAGGCGGACCGUCGGGAGUUGAUUGACCUGCUGAAGAGGAUGCUGAGACUGGAUGCUGAUAAAAGAAUUAUGCCCACAAAGACCCUGGCACAUCCGUUUGUGACCAUGAGCCACCUGCUGAACUUCCCACACAGCUCACAUGUGAAGUCGUGUUUCCAGAACAUGGAUAUCUGCAAGAGAAGGAACAGUAGCUUUGACAGUGGGAAAGCCCUGUUUGCUGCUAACGCUGUUCCUGGAACUGCAGGAAACCUGACUGUGACCUUCAGCAGCCAGCUGAACCAGCACAGCCAGGUUCCAUCCGCUGGUGGAGCUGUUCCUCUUCUUAACUACCAACCGGCACUUUACCAGCAGGCGACCAUAAACAUCCCAGGCCUGGCCCAACCCAGCAUCCCCUUGCAGACCCGCCCCACUCAGCUGUGUGCUCAGACCGAACCUUUCCAGCAAACCCUCAUCGUCUGCCCCCCCACCACUAUCCAAGGGCUUCCGUCUUCUAGUAAAUCCUCUAGCUAUCCUGUCAGGAUGGAGAACAGUGUUCCUGUUGUCCAGCAGAACCAGAACACGCAACCCCUUCAGAUUCAACCCAGCAUGCUGACACAGGUAAUGGCUCCAUCUGUGAAAGCACAGCCUGUGGAAAACCCGAUAUCAGCCAAAAUCCCAUCGGCUAUAGGUCUUGCACAGCAUUACUAUAUGAAGCCUAAGAGAGCCGCCGCCACAAGGCAGCCGAGCAGCUCAGGAGAGAGCGUCACUGACCACCAGCAGGAGCCCAGCAGAUCUCAACCACUCAACCUCAGUCAGACCACUGUCUCCUCGUCCCAAGAACCAUCCGGUGGCUCAUCCUCCCUGCGCCGACAGCAAACAUACCCGCCUGCCUCCUCUCGUUACUGUCUCCAGAAGACCCCGUCGUUCACCAGCACCCCCAGCCUCUACACCUACCCCACCCCCGUGUCCCACAUGGAGCGCCUGCUCGUACAAGGCUCCUCCCCCUCCAUGCACGCCCCGCCCACUAGUCACUAUGCAGCCAGUCUUAUCCCAAAGGACUCCAUUGGAAGCGUGGUCCACGGACUCUCCGCCCACUACCAGCAACAUUACCCCGCCCAUCCUUACAUCAGCACCAGCACCACUAGAGGAAGCGGGGCGUACAGCGGCUAUCAGCUCAGCCCGCGGAGGGUCCCUCAGUACCCCUACAUAUGACACACACAGACUGAUGUCACGUAGGGCCACGUCUUCAGAUUUUACGACCGUCAGACCUGCCGUCAACUGCUGCAACUGGUUUGAUCUGUCCUAUUUAUGUUUUAGAAUGUUAAUAUUUAGAAAUCUAUUAUGUCGUUUUGCAUCCGUUUACUGAGAAAUCCAGUGUCCGGUUAGGUAAGUUUAUUUUCUUAGCUCAAGGAACGCUGACGUGUUUUUAAUCCGUAAGCAAUAGCGGAAUAAUGCUGACAUAAAGGAACAGGGAUCGUAACGCCGUAGAUUCGUCUGUUCGACUAAAAUCCUUACACUAACCCUUGACUCGUUUAUACUCCUUUUUGUUUUUAGAUUCAAUGUCGUGUUUUUGUUGUCGUAGGAUCUCUUGUUUUUAAGUUAUGUUUGAUUGUGAAGCUGACUGGUUCUCAACCACUUUACUGGAAGGUCAAGAUGUGGAAAGGAAAAAAAAAUGUUAUGUGCCCUGGUCAUAUUGGUAUUUAAGUUAGAGCUAUAUGUUAGUCAAAUCAAAGUCCUGGUAGAAUCGUAGAGUGUAUGUUGUGAGGAAUAUCAGUGGAUAUAAAGGAGUAACAUCAACUUCCCAUCAAGUUUUUAUUUUAUUGUAUUUAUUUUUUAGCUAAAAUUGUUUAAUGAUGUCAAUACUCUCCUUGGAGAACAGGGGGGGGGUAAAGAUAUUUAACAGAAGAGCUGGGAUGUCAAAGCCAA
This is a messenger RNA of Sinocyclocheilus grahami, 2724 nucleotides long. RefSeq names its product homeodomain-interacting protein kinase 1-like. Gene Ontology annotation, biological process: smoothened signaling pathway; peptidyl-threonine phosphorylation; intrinsic apoptotic signaling pathway in response to DNA damage by p53 class mediator. The transcript has 12 exons. Lineage: Eukaryota; Metazoa; Chordata; Actinopteri; Cypriniformes; Cyprinidae. Gene Ontology annotation, cellular component: nucleus; cytoplasm; PML body. The annotation marks the transcript as partial. The record is from RefSeq and is a predicted model, not a curated record. Gene Ontology annotation, molecular function: ATP binding; protein tyrosine kinase activity; protein serine/threonine kinase activity.